Messenger RNA from Homarus americanus (American lobster), 2199 nucleotides. Its product is annotated as mucin-2-like. The record is from RefSeq and is a predicted model, not a curated record. The transcript is spliced from 2 exons. Lineage: Eukaryota; Metazoa; Arthropoda; Malacostraca; Decapoda; Nephropidae. Bases 766 to 2199 code for a protein of 477 amino acids.
UUGGUGUAGGUGUGUGUUGUGUCGCUUAGUGUAGGUGUGUGUGUUGGUAUUGUGCGGUGUGUUCCAAUUACUGUUGAGUGACCGCUGACUCCUGUACACCAACUGUUUGCUCUCCGCCACCACGGACUCAGUGAAGUACUUUAGGCCAUAAGUACACAUCCCUCCACCAAGGACCAGUGCAGUGUUACGACUUUAGUACAUAUCCAGUCACCACGGACCAGAGUAGUACUUAUAAGCUACAAUUACAACCCUUCCCUCACCACAGACAAGAGUAGUACCCCCCCACCACGGACCAGUGCAGCUCACACCCCCACAGGUACACACACCUGACCUCACAGUACAAGAGAGAUCACACUUCUCGUCUCACCACCCUGAACGUCGAUCCCCCGCCUCCCUCCAAAAUACUCACUACAGAUCCACCAAAUACUCAACUCAACCACGCACACCUGUGAUGACCAUUCAACCAAACACGUGUCAUAAGUAUUAAAGUAUAUAGUGUCUUCAAGUAUCGGAACCAAGAAGAUAAAUACAACUUCAUACAAGAUCAUUAACUCUGUCUAUACACUAUUAAGAGAGUAAAGGUUGAUACUAAGUUAAUAUACUGUUAUUUACUUGUAUUUAUAUAUUAAGGUUACAUCACAACAUCACGUAUAUCGUCCCCCCCCCAGCAUAAACUGACUACCUGUUCAAGAAUCAUUUCCACUGGCCAAGGGAGACAUCAACCAUUGAAAUAUGUAAACACGCAGUAACAGGAACUGAUGCACAAUGGGACUUAUUCAGCGGAGAGGAUCCUUCGUCUCCCUACUACUUCUCCUCAACCUUGGCUACACCGUCUCCUUCAGGCCACACCGUGAUGUCCUCCUCAGCACCCAGGACUCUGAGGGACAAGGUGACUUUGGGCUGGCACAGGAGGGGUGGAGGAAUAAGAAGGAUGCAACUUGGACAGAGGAGGAUAGACAGAGUUUUGGUGAGGCUGUAGAGGCUGUCCACGGCCCUCGUAUUGGAAGACGGAAGCCAUACGUGCCCUUCAAUAGUCUGACAUUCGUUACGGCUAAUAAUGACGUUGGAUCCUUUGACUGGGCUCUGAGUAACGAGAGUGAUAUACGCCAGAAGAUUGCCGGGAGUAAACUGGCGGGCAAAAGACCAAUCUCAAAAAGACCCUCAACAACAGCCUCACUUUCCUUCGUAUCUACCAAACCUAAGACAACAACCACUCAGAUACCUACAGCCACUCCAGAUACAUCAACAGCAGUACCACAUACCACUCAGGCAUACAUAACGAUACCGGAAAUACCAGAAACAACUUUACUAGGUACACAGAAACCUACGUACCAAUCACCCAGCCUCACCACUACAUCAGCAUCCAGACGACCUACUACCAGGGUAUCAACAUAUGCCCCCAAGACCACUACCAUCACCGCUACCACCACCCAGCCUCUGACAACAGAACAUAUCACAACGGAGACACCAACACUCUCUACUUGGCUUCCACCUUCUAUGACAUUUCAUUCGCCACAUAGUCCCUCUUCCUUCACACGAUUCCCUUCCAACAAAAGACCCACGAUCAAGAUUCCUUCAACCACACGUCAACCAUCAACCAUAGAUGAGUCUUCUCUUACCACAUGGUCCACGAUCAAGAUUCCUUCAACCACACGUCAACCAUCAACCAUAGAUGAGUCUUCUCUUACCACAUGGUCCACGAUCAAGAUUCCUUCAACCACACGUCAACCAUCAACCAUAGAUGAGUCUUCUCUUACUAGAUGGUCCACGAUCAAGAUUCCUUCAUCCACACGUCAACCAUCAACCAUAGAUGAGUCUUCUCUUACUAGAUGGUCCACGAUCAAGAUUCCUUCAUCCACACGUCAACCAUCAACCAUAGAUGAGUCUUCUCUUACCACAUGGUCCACGAUCAAAAUUCCUUCAACCACACGUCAACCAUCAACCAUAGAUGAGUCUCCUCUUACUACAUGGUCCACUUCAACUAUAUGGCACCAUCCUUCCACCACAAAAUCCCCUUCAACCAUAAUGCUCGAUCCAACAACCAAACCAAGUCUAACGCCAUGGGUCCCUCUAUUUACAAAGGCCCCAACAACCACAAGGGCCCCAACAACCACAAGGCCUCCAACAACCACAAGGCCCCCAACAACCACAAGGCCCCAACAACUACAAAAGCCCCCAACUAAGGCCCCCAACAACUAG